Messenger RNA from Chenopodium quinoa (quinoa), 1969 nucleotides. RefSeq lists its product as uncharacterized. Gene Ontology annotation, biological process: meristem maintenance; meristem development. Lineage: Eukaryota; Viridiplantae; Streptophyta; Magnoliopsida; Caryophyllales; Amaranthaceae. The coding region runs from base 204 to 1904 and encodes 566 amino acids. The transcript has a single exon. The record is from RefSeq and is a predicted model, not a curated record.
GAACGUGAUAUGAAACUUGUCCAGAAAUCUUUGCAGAAGAAUUCCUGAAGACACUUUUCAUAUUUCAAUCCAUUAAAAUAACCUGUCAAAUCAAUAAAAAAAAUUAAUUAUAUUUCAAAAACAAUCUAAUUUCGCGCCAUUUUACUGAUUCUUCCCUUAAAUCCCAAAAAACCCAUUAAAAUUCCCACUCAUUUUCAUCACCAAUGGCAAAAUUAUCAGUACCAAAAACCCUAAAAUCAUGUCAAAAACCCAAUAACCCCAAAAAAAACCCUCUUUUGUCUGACAUUUUCGAGCAAAAAAACCUUCGAAAAUGGCCGAUUAAGGUGAAAUUUCCAGGUUGGAAAAAACCCCAUAAAAAUUGGGCUAAUUGGGUCGAGAAAUUAUCACUCAAAUUCGCCAAAAUAUGGGAAUUAACAGGUAUUUGUGAUGGAAUUCUUUCUUCUUUACAUGAAAUUAAACCUAACCCAGAUAUAAUUCUGGGUUUAGUUGAAUAUUGGAGUUCUUUAACAAACACUUUCCAUUUUCCAUGGGGUGAAGCUACCAUUACUUUGGAAGAUGUAAGUGUUUUGUAUGGUUUGCCUGUUUUAGGAGAAAAUGUGAAUUUUUCUGCUUUUGAUGGUUCAUAUAAAAAUCUCGAAUCAAAAUUGCAUAGUGUAAAAAAUGCUCUGUCAAUUAGUAGUAAUGAAAGUAAUGGUUGGAUUAAGUAUUUUAAUGAACAGAAUGAUGAAAUGAAACAUGUGGGAUUUUUGGCAUUUUGGCUUUCUAGGUUUGUGUUUCCUGUCAUUGAUGAUGGAUCAGUAGGAUCACAUGGUUUUCCGGUUGCUAUUCGCCUUGCUCGAGGGGCGAGGAUCGCUCUUACUCCUGCUGUUCUUGCUUGUUUGUAUCAGAACAUGACCUUUCUUACUCUACAUGCUGCUGAUUUUGAUUCUGCUAAGAAGGAGGUUUCUGUUCCUGGUCCAUUUCAGAUUUUGCAGCUUUGGGCUUUCGAAAGAUUUCCCUUGUUAGGGUCGAAAUUAGCUAGGCCUUUGAGUUCAGGGCAGCCUAGGAUUGGUAGGUGGGAUAAGGUGAGAUUUAAGGGGAGUUUGGUUGAUGUUAGAAGAGAAAUAAGAUCGUCGAGUGAGAGUUUUUGUUGGCAGCCUUAUGCUUUAGAUUUGGUGAAUUGGCGGUAUAGGUCUAUUGACCUUGAUGUUGGGAAGAUAUUGUGUGGUUAUUUGGGUGAUGUUGAUGAUGAAUUGAAAGCAUUUCAAGUGUGUUUGCUACCUCAGGAGUUGAUUGGGAUUGAUUGUACUGCAACUUAUCAGCCUCGUAGGGUCAUGAUGCAGUUUGAAUGUGGUCAAUCUGGUCAUAAGGUUAAGGUUGAUGCUAGAAUAACUAGCCCUUUAAAAUCAGGAAAUGUCAGAUUGCUUGAUGUUAAAAAGCCAUCUGAAGUGAGUUAUAGCAUAGUAAGGGAAGGAUCAAUUAGUGCUCAUGGAAACGCGAUUAUUGAAGGCCUUGAGCAGGUGUGCAAGGAUGAUGAUCAUAAGAGGCCGAUACAAACAAGUGACAUUGUGAAAACAGAAUCGAAUUGUAAUGAGGGCAGUGAUUCACUUGAACCAGCAGCAACUGUUAGUCCCGUGAGUGAAAUCCUGAAUGUUUCGGGUGGUGAGACUGGUGACAAUGGUACUAAGGAUGAAGUACAAAGUCUGGAAGGCCUGGUGGUUAUGGAUUCAGAUGAUGAGAUGGCAGAGAAACCGGAGUGCAAAGAUGUUAUCCUGUCAAGGAGUAGUACAAAGAAGUUGAAAAGAAGAAUUGGGGAUUCAGCUGAUUACCCCUUGUUCAAUGGCUCAAACAAGGCUGUCAAAAAGGUAAAAAAGUUCGGUAUUUCGUUUGGGAGUCCAAUUCAUGUUGAGAAUUACUGGCUGUGAUGAUCAAUGGUAUGUCACUCGAAUUUUGUACAUUCUGAUUUGUUUCUCAGUUUAUGAAGCAUGAA